UGACGGUCGGUACUGUUAAUCUAAUAUUUUAUGAAUUAUUUUAAAAUGUGCGACUAUUAGUCAUUUGUUAAGUUUUAGCCAGAAAAAAAGUAUGGUAGUAACUAUAUCUACAUCCUGGAAGUAUUAAGGCAAGAAUUAAAAAUGCCUAAGGAACAAUAUCGUGAAACAUACGUCGGCAGAAAGAUCUCCCAUGUUACGUUUAAUGUGGACAGUGCCUCAGCUAUCCAACAAGCAGCACACAUCCAAGUCAUUACCAAGAAUUUGUAUGCUCAGGACACACAGAGGGUACCAGCAAGCUAUGGAGUACUUGAUCGAAGAAUGGGAACCAAUCAAAAAGAUGCUAACUGUGAAACCUGCGGUCUCGGCUUAGCCGAAUGUGUGGGGCAUUAUGGCUACAUAGAUUUAGCCUUGCCUGUUUUUCAUGUUGGCUACUUUCGAUCUAUAAUAACAAUACUUCAAACAAUAUGCAAGAAUUGCGCAAAAGUAAUGCUACAAGAAUCAUUAAAAAAAUCUUUCCGUCGAAAAUUCACACAUCCGGAACUGUCAUACUUACAUAAGAAAAAUCUCCGAGCAGCUGUUCUUAAGAAGGCAAAGACAUGCACCAAGUGUCCUCACUGCGACUCCCUGAACGGUAUCGUCAAGAAGAGUCCAGCUGGUAUUUUGAAGAUUAUCCAUGACAAAUACAGGAAUAAGAAAAUUUCGGAUCCUAUUGUCCAAAGAGUGCUGAGGGAUUUCAACGAGGCCAAGGAAACAAACAAGGAGUUGGCGACAAUGAUUAAUAGUGGACUGAUUAUUGAGCUUAGUCCACUAGAGGUGAUUAACUUGUUCCGCCGUAUUCCCGAUGAAGAUAUCCCACUACUGGGCAUGGAUGUUAAGACUUCCAGACCAGAAGAUUUGAUAUUAACACGUUUACCUGUCCCGCCGCUCUGUAUCAGGCCGAGUGUCGCUUCUGAUAUCAAAGCUGGCACUAACGAGGAUGACCUGACGAUGAAGCAAUCAGAAAUCUUGCUGAUCAAUGACGUAAUAUCCCGUCACGUGGCCAGCGGGGGCAAGAGCGAGCUGGUGCAAGAGGACUGGGACUACUUACAGCUGCACGUGGCGCUCUAUAUCAACAGCGAAAUGUCUGGCAUACCACUUUCUAUGCAGCCGAAGAAACCAGGUCGAGGUUUGGUGCAGCGCUUGAAAGGCAAGCAGGGUCGUUUCCGCGGGAACUUGUCCGGAAAGCGUGUAGACUUCUCCAGUCGAACUGUCAUCUCGCCCGACCCCAACCUUCAGAUCCAAGAGGUCGGUGUUCCGGUACAUGUAGCCAAGAUCCUCACUUACCCGGAGCGGGUAUUUCCCGCAAAUCUGCAGUGGCUUCGGAAGCUAGUGUGCAACGGGCCUGACGUGCAUCCUGGAGCGAACUACGUGCAGCAACGAGGAGUUAAUCACAAGAAGUAUCUCAAGUACGGCAACAGGGAGAAGAUCGCGCAGGAGUUAAAGUGCGGCGACACGGUGGAGCGGCACCUGGUGGACGGCGACGUGGUGCUGUUCAACCGGCAGCCCUCGCUGCACAAGCUGUCCAUCAUGUGCCACCGCGCGCGCGUGCAGCCGCAGCGCACCUUCCGGUUCAACGAGUGCGUGUGUACACCCUACAAUGCGGAUUUCGAUGGUGACGAAAUGAAUAUGCAUCUGCCGCAAACUGAGGAGGCGAGGGCUGAGGCGCUUAUACUCAUGGGGAACAAAUCUAAUCUCGUCACACCUCGAAAUGGAGAACUCCUGAUCGCUGCGACCCAGGAUUUCAUCACCGGCGGGUAUCUUAUCACCCAGCGGGACACGUUCUUCACGAAGGCGGAAGCGCAGCAACUCGCGAGCUGCCUGCUGGCCGGACCCGACAGCACCAUGAGGAUCGACAUGCCACCACCAGCUAUUCUCAAGCCGAGGAAGCUUUGGACUGGAAAACAAAUAUUUAGUUUGAUAAUGAAGCCGAACGAUCGCUGCGAAGUGAAAGCUAACCUGGAGACGAAGGGCAAGAACUACACCGGCAACAAGGACAUGUGCGUGCAAGACUCGUAUGUGAUAAUAAGGAACUCUGAGCUGAUCUGUGGCUCGAUGGAUAAGAGUACCCUGGGCUCCGGCACGAAGACCAGCAUUUUCUAUAUCCUGCUGCGCGACUGGGGCGAGGAGUUCGCAGUGCGCGGCAUGUGGAGGUUAGCACGAAUGGCAUCUUACUACAUGAUGAACAGGGGCUUCAGUUUCGGUAUUAUAGACGUGACUCCGGGGAAGAAACUUAUAGAGGCUAAGAAUAAGCUGUUGGAAUCUGGGUAUUCCAAGUGCGACGGCUAUAUCCUGGAGAUGGAGAAGGGCACGUUGCAAUCACAGCCGGGCUGUACAAUGGAGGAGACCCUGGAAGCGGUGAUGCUCAGCGAGUUGAGCAGCAUAAGAGAGUUGGCGGCCAAGGCGUGUUUCCGUGAACUUCACCCCACCAACGCUCCUCUUAUAAUGGCACAGAGUGGAUCUAAGGGAUCGAAUAUCAACAUAUCGCAGAUGAUCGCCUGCGUCGGUCAACAGGCGCUCAACGGCAAGCGGGUGCCCAACGGAUUCGAAGACAGAUCGCUCCCGCAUUUCGAGAGGCAUUCAAAGAUCCCGGCGGCGAGAGGAUUCGUCGAGAACAGCUUCUAUUCCGGCCUGACACCCACAGAGUUCUUCUUUCACACGAUGGGAGGUCGCGAGGGUCUCGUAGACACCGCCGUGAAGACCGCGGAGACGGGCUACCUGCAGAGGAGACUUGUUAAGUCGCUGGAGGACCUGGUGCUGCACUACGACAUGACGGUGCGCAACGCGACGGGCGAGGUGGUGCAGUUCCGCUACGGCAGCGACGGGCUGGACCCCAGCUACAUGGAGGGCCGCGACCGCCCCGUGGACCUGGCGCGCGUGCUGCAGCACGUGCGCGCGCGCUGCCGCACAGGCGAGGAGGAACCGCUCGAUGGCGAUGGGAUCGUAGUAGCAGCCGAGGAGACCCUCGCUCUGGACGACUUCAAGACCUGCCCUGAUGAGUUCAAGGCUGAAUUGCUAAACUUCCUGAAGACGAUAGCAAAUAAGGUCCGCAUCUUGCGGUCGAAGUACGCGGCGUGCGGGGACGUCGCGCGCCAGCUGGAGCGCCUCACGCUCACGCAGCUCGUGCAGUUCAUCCGCGUGUGCCACGACAAGUACCAGCGGAGCAUCAUCGAGCCCGGCACCGCCGUCGGCGCGCUCGCCGCGCAGAGUAUAGGAGAGCCUGGUACCCAAAUGACACUGAAGACGUUCCACUUCGCCGGCGUCGCGUCCAUGAACAUCACCCAGGGCGUGCCGCGGGUGAAGGAGAUCAUCAACGCGUCUCGCGUCAUCUCCACGCCCAUCAUCACCGCGGAGCUGCUGGAGCCGCUCGACCAGGAGUUCGCGAGGCGGGUCAAGGGCCGCAUCGAGAAAACUACUUUGGGAGAAAUAACGACGUACAUAGACGAAGUGUACCUCCCGCACGAGUGCUUCCUCCUCAUACGACUCGACGCGGAGCGCAUCAGACUGCUGUGUCUAGAAGUUAACGUUCAUUCCAUUGUUUAUUCGAUAUGCACGUCAAAAUUAAAAGUGAAACCAGGGAACGUGCAACCCGUCUCCGAGUGGGCCAUCAAGGUGUACGCAGAGGCGAGCAAACACGGCGGCUGGCUCAACAUGGCCAUGCAGCAGCUCGCCAGGCAGCUGCCUUCUGUUGUGGUCAAAGGCCUGCCUAGGGUCUCGCGUGCGGUCAUCGCCUGUGACGACACGGACUCCAUCACCAGGUAUAAGCUGUGCGUAGAAGGAGACGGAUUGAGAGACGUCAUCGCAACGUACGGCGUCGAGGGGAGGAAGACGACGUCCAACAAUAUCUUAGAGGUGUACCACACGCUGGGCAUCGAGGCGGCGGCGUCGACCAUCAUGAGCGAGAUCGAGGCGGUGAUGGCGGGCCACGGCAUGGCGGUGGACCGGCGCCACGUGGCGCUGCUGGCGGCCCAGAUGUGCGCGCGCGGGGAGGUGCUGGGCAUCACGCGCUACGGCCUCGCGCGCAUGAAGGAGUCCGUGCUCAACCUGGCCAGCUUCGAGAAGACGUCGGACCACCUGUUCGACGCGGCGUACUACGGGCAGCGGGACCGCAUCGAGGGCGUGUCGGAGUGCAUCAUCCUGGGCGUGCCGGCCGGCAUCGGCACCGGCGUGCUGCAGCUGCUGCACGCGCACGAGCCCGCGCACGCGCACGCACACGCACACGCGCCCACGCUGCUCUUCGACAACCCCGAAUACCACCCCUCCAUAUGGGAGUAGAGAUACUAAUAUUACGAAUUAAACUA
Vanessa atalanta (red admiral) is the source of this 4337-nucleotide messenger RNA. It is a transcript of the gene Polr3A, whose product is annotated as DNA-directed RNA polymerase III subunit RPC1. The transcript has 27 exons. Gene Ontology annotation, molecular function: DNA binding; DNA-directed RNA polymerase activity. The record is from RefSeq and is a predicted model, not a curated record. NCBI's taxonomy places the organism in Eukaryota, Metazoa, Arthropoda, Insecta, Lepidoptera, Nymphalidae. Gene Ontology annotation, biological process: DNA-templated transcription. The coding region runs from base 142 to 4311 and encodes 1389 amino acids.